AUUUUUUAAAAUAUGUUUAACAAUUUUUAAUAUCUUGAAAAUAAUUGAGAUUGGAUUUUAAUCUUAAAUAUAGUCUAGUUAUUUGUGGUAAUCAUAUUUGCAGACAAAAAACAAUUCUUUCAUGCCAAAGAUAUUAAAUAGUAAUUGACAUUGUAUUAAAAUGCACACUUCAACUGUAUUAUAUCUACAUAGACAUAUUAAUUGUUUUUGAAUUAUAUACGGUUGCAUUUAAUAACUAUUGUCAAUAACCCAGAGUGCUUAGCUAUAGAUUACAUGUUUAUUUAGUUAUCCUGACACAUCACUUAUUCUAUACAUCGAUAAAUACAUGAUGGUUAGUUACAGGUAUUCAUUCCAUAGUUUAAUCUCCGAAACGCCAAUGCUUACGCUUCACAAUUCCGGUGCAACAUCCUCUUUUAAUUACCCUAUUAAAUGUCUCAUUUAACAUGCCUAUAAUACUUCAAAUAUCGCAUUUCACAAGCAUUUAUAUUUUAUUUAAUAUUAAUUCUCUUAUAAGGAAUAUUUUCUACUUCUACUUUUGAUAUAAUUGUUAGUUAUAAGUACAAUAGUAAUUUAAACAUCCAGUUACUAUCAUCUCCUCUGUAAUCUCACUUUACCAUUUACAGUGGGUUUCUGAGAUCAUAAUCCUCGUAUAAAACAUAUUGUUAUCUAUGUUUUGUCAAAGAUAAUGACAAGGGUGAUUAAAUGUUUUAUACCGAGGUUUUAGUUUCAGAAACCAACAGUAAAUUGGUAUCAGUGUUUAAGUAUUCAUAUAUGUAUGUCCUCAAAUAUUUGUAUUGAUAUAUGCUACAUUUAAAAAUAUUGUAUCUCUCAUUCUCUUUCAUUAUUGACAGUCGACACUUGUAAGACAUAUUUGUUAGACAAUGUGUUUCUUAUAUGAAGGAAUAUAGAGUAAGUUUAUGAAACUUGUGUAAAUAUUUAUGGCAAUUCCGCAUUUUGUCUUGCGUUCCAGCUGCCAAAUAUUAGUCCCCUUUCUCUUCCCUGCCUUUUCUUAUAAGGAAAGGAUGAGAAGGGGGAGUGGAUACAAGGAGGGGAUAUAUCCUUCUUUCAGUGUGUCCCCUGUUCCAUCAAUUAAAGUCGGGCAAUACAUCUGCAAUUGUGGAUGUGUAAGGGUAGUGGUCGCUUCGCCAUUUCGGUGUAUUCAGGUGGCCGCUUGCUCCUUUGCCAUCAUAUAUUAAAAGAAAAUGUAACUUGAUUGGUAAUUGAUAAAUUUUAUGCUAUAAAUGCGCAUAUUGUAAUUGUAAACCCUUGCUGUCACUAUAAUAUAUAAAGUAAUAAUUAAAUUGUUUUAUUAAUAAUUGAAUCCUCAAAUAUAAUUAGAAAACGCUUAUGUUCUUAUGAUUUUUUGACCAAUAGAAUCUUGUGCAUGACAAAGAAGCAUUAGACAGGAACUUUUCUGCAGGUUGUCUGUAUUCUAUAUUUUUGUAGCGAAGAUCGAUAAAAGUAAACUACAUAUGCCUGAUAUUGAUCAUAGUUUCAUGAAUCUUAAUCCAUAUAAAUGAAAUCAAAAACAGGGUUGACAAGUGACAUUGAAGACAUUUACGGAUAUUGCCAUUUACAAAUAUACUGACUGUAAGUUCAUACACAACCUACAACAAUAUAACUUAGAUCUUGUUUUUGAAAAACUACCUACCUCAAAAGCACACAGGGGAUAUAGCUGCAGUUUGCGUAUUAAGGUUUUUUUUUAAAUAUAGAACUGCGUAGAACUUGGUACAAUAACAAUUUUAUAGAGGACUUACUUAGCAUUUUAAUUGUGGGUGUUAUAACGAAUACCUUUCAAGGCCUCUUACUAGAAAAGUAGGUGUAAUUUUCAAUUUCAUUAUGUAUAAUCAUAGUCUUCAACAGCUCCAACUCCCAAGCCCAAGGAACAUCGAUCACCACAGUACAUUCCAGUGGCUUUUGCUAGUGUUCAUCUUGUCUCUUCAAUACUCCUACUUGUGUUAACCUUUAACCAGUGAACCAUAUGGGAAGACUCGAUGAUACAGAAUGCUAUUAUUCUGUGGUUAGUAAAUUGCUCCUAGUCCAAUCCAAUCCAAUCACUCUCAAUAGUUGACAGAACCUUGUGCCAGUAAUAUACUUGCUAAUAUAAAGAGUUGUUCUGCUUGAUAAAUAAAAUUCAUACAAUAAAAGUUUACCAUAUGCCAUACGUGCAGCUUUUGAUACAACAAAUACAAAAUGAUUCUUCUUGUGUUAGUGCUUGUACCUUUAUUAAAAUGUUAUGCUGACGAAAAUAUCACUGUACCCCAAGAUGAAUACAAAUGUUCUUUACCAGAUGUGACUAGUAUUGACGAUAAUCUGGAUAUUACCAGAUUCAGGUCUGAUUUCUCCAAAAUUUCUGAGGUAAAAUUUCCAGGGCUCAUUGGUCCAUUAAAUGAGAGAUUAAUAUGCAAAAUAAAAUGCAUAGAUGGAAACUGGGUUGGCCCUUUAUGUUCUACUACAGCAGAAGGCAGGUUCCAACCGAUAUUACGUGAAUGUUUUUACCGGGAUGACUACAAGUUAUUAUCAAUUUCAUUUAAGAAUUCAUCAAUUGAGAAAGAAACCUACUUCCCUCAUGGUUCAAUAGUUACAUCAAAAUGUAAGCAUUUUGGCUUAUACAAAUUGAAAGGCGAAAGCCAAGUGAGAUGUGAAAAUGGAGAGUGGAGUCCAAAAUUUCCUGAAUGCGUUCCCACAACAUUAGUCACCAACUUUACAGGUGAUGCCCCACCAUCCAUCCAAUAUGUUGUUGUUAGUGGUUCAGCAGUGGUGGAGCCCUCCGGUGAACUGUUUGUAUAUCCGGAUAGUACACUAUGGCUCGAUUGUAUUAUUCCUCGAGUUUUGGGAGAUCCAGAUUGGAGUUGGACACAAGCAUUAGGGCAGCACAAUGCAGCUUGGGCGGCAGACGAUGAAGAGAAAGAAACACACUAUCGCUUGACUUUAAUGAAGAUGUCAGCGCGACACAGCGAUCAGUACACGUGUACAUCAUCUGGAGGCCAUACCAACACCAUCAUCAUUAAAGUUGUUAGUGUUGUUUGUCCACCGAUAAAUGUGUCAUCGCCACGGAUUCGUCUCUUCUCGCAAGGAUGGAAACUUGGUCACUCCGUACAUUUUAGUUGUCAACCGGGCUUCCAUUUAAAUGGCUCGGCUAUACUUUACUGUAUGGGUAAUGGUCAUUGGUCAGCAUUACCUCCGACAUGUGAAGAAACUUUCUGUCCGAUGCUAAGAACGUUGGGACCUCACUUGAGCCUUGUAGAAUACAACUCUUCGUAUGGAGGGCGAGCAGUGUUCCAGUGUUCAUGGGGCUACAGGCUCGUGGGUGCACCAGGACUGGAGUGUGAGCUUGAUGGAAGAUGGUCAGGGGAUAUACCUCAUUGCAUAGCUAUCUACUGUCCUAAUCCAAUAGUGCCAGAAAAGGGACGUUUAUUGACACAAGCAUCUACUAAGAAUGGAAAAUAUGCUGUAGGUGAUUUAUUAAUUUAUGGAUGUGAUGAAGGAUAUCAAGUGCUAGGUGAACCUUCCAUUGUAUGCACCGAGAAUGGAUUUUGGUCACAUCCUCCGCCAUUUUGUCUACGACCAUCAGAAAUAAGGAAAGCAGACACCAUUUAUAUAGAAAAUACAACUUUUGUACAUUUCGAAGAUUAAGUAUAACCAUACAACUUCAUUGCAGUGAUAAAUGUAAUACAUAUUUUUCUCUCUUUCUUUUUCUUUCACGAAAUUGAGACAACUAUAUAUUUAACUGUUAUGGCAGUUUAAAUCUAUAUGUCCUUGGUGGCUAGAUAAAGUAUAUCCGUUCCGAAGCCAUUUCAUAACAAACUUCAAAAAUGUAUAGAACUUUGGAUAAGUCAUGUGAUUAUCUCACUUCAGUUCCAUACAUUUGUUACAUUCGUUAUAGAAUCGCUUCUGAACGAAUGCACUUUGUCCAGUCCCCAAGUUGUGUUAUUGAAAAUAAUUGAACAACAGCAUCGAUGGAUUGGAAUUAUUCAGUAUUAUUAUUAUUUAUUACAAGUUAUUAUAAUAAUAAGUAUAAAAAUAUGCCUUCACAGAUUAUUAUUGCUAUUAGAUGAUUAUAAGAAAUUUGUACUAUUAAUUUUAAAUCUUUGACCGGAUU
Molecule: messenger RNA, 4102 nt
Organism: Papilio xuthus (Asian swallowtail)
Lineage: Eukaryota; Metazoa; Arthropoda; Insecta; Lepidoptera; Papilionidae
Gene: hig
Product: locomotion-related protein hikaru genki
Exons: 10
Coding region: 2194-3636 (480 amino acids)
Source: RefSeq, a predicted model, not a curated record